This is a messenger RNA of Poecilia reticulata (guppy), 7998 nucleotides long. NCBI's taxonomy places the organism in Eukaryota, Metazoa, Chordata, Actinopteri, Cyprinodontiformes, Poeciliidae. The record is from RefSeq and is a predicted model, not a curated record.
CUCUCUCCAAGCACAAUCCUCAGAGGACAACUUCUCCAGAAGGUGCCAAAAGAAGAAAAGCCUCCUUGCUUUACCGGAUCAUUUAACCCCCCCCCGCCCCCUCAAAUCGCCGCAGCGAGAGAGGGAUUCUUCGCAUCUGUGUCCGAACAAUCCCUGCUCAGUCUCAACCGAACUUUUUUUCCCCCCACUUUCGCUCUUUGCCGUCGACCCGCUAAAAGUUUCCAUCGCAGUUCCACACACUGGUGUCACCGCCGAGCAAUAAAAAAAGAAAAAAGAAAAAGAAACGAAAGUGGACGCGGACAGGGCCAUCAUGAUGAGCAACAACUACGGCGAGGACCAGCUGCCUCCGCAGUACUACCAGGCCACGGACUUUGGGGACGAGGAGGACGACGAGAUGCCCGCCACGGAGAAGGACCUGGCCGAGGACGCGCCGUGGAAGAAGAUCCAGCAGAACACCUUCACCAGGUGGUGCAACGAGCACCUGAAGUGCGUCAACAAGACCAUCACCGACCUGCAGAGGGAUUUCAGCGACGGCCUGAAGCUCAUCUCGCUCCUGGAGGUGCUGAGUCAGAAGAAGAUGUACAGGAAGCACCACACCAGGCCCAACUUCCGUCAGAUGAAGCUGGAGAACGUGUCCGUGGCGCUGGAGUUCCUGGACAGGGAGCACAUCAAGCUGGUCUCAAUAGACAGUAAAGCCAUUGUGGACGGGAAUCUGAAGCUCAUCCUGGGUCUCAUAUGGACACUCAUCCUCCAUUACUCCAUCUCGAUGCCCAUGUGGGACGAUGAGGACGACGAGGAGACCAAGAAGCUGACCCCGAAGCAGCGCCUGCUGGGCUGGAUUCAGAACAAGGUGCCGCAGCUGCCCAUCAACAACUUCAACCGCGACUGGCGAGACGGGAAAGCCCUGGGGGCCCUGGUGGACAACUGCGCCCCGGGUCUGUGUCCCGACUGGGCAGAGUGGGACCCCAAUCAGCCCGUGCAGAAUGCCAGAGAAGCCAUGCAACAGGCCGACGACUGGCUGGGCGUCCCUCAGGUGAUCGCCCCUGAGGAGAUCGUGGACCCGGAUGUGGACGAGCACUCGGUCAUGACCUACCUGUCUCAGUUCCCCAAGGCCAAGCUGAAACCCGGCGCUUCUCUGAAACCCAAGCAGCUUUUCCCAGACAAGGUCAAAGCCUACGGACCGGGUAUUGAGCCUCAUGGCAACAAAGUCCUGCAGCCUGCCGUGUUCACCGUGGAAACUCUGGAGGCGGGCAGCGGGGAAGUCCUGGUGUUUGUCGAGGAUCCUGAAGGACACAAAGAGGAGGCCAAAGUUAAGCCCAACAAAAAUAAGAAUGGAACCUACACUGUCACCUACCUCCCAAAAGUGGAGGGUGUCCACAAGGUGAAGGUGCUGUUUGCAGGUCAGGACAUCGACAAGAGCCCCUACUCMGUCAACGUGGCUAAAGAAAUGGGCGACCCAAGCAAAGUGCACGCCCGGGGCCCAGGUUUGGAUGCUACAGGCAACGUGGCCAACAAGCCAACCUACUUUGAUAUCUACACAGCUGGCGCUGGGACCGGUGACAUCAGCGUGGUCAUCGUCGAUCCGCAGGGUAAAAAGGACACAGUGGAACUCAUCCUGGAAAAUAAGGGCGACAGUGUUUUCCGUUGCACCUAUCGCCCCGUGCUGGAGGGCCCUCACACCAUCCACGUGCUGUUCGCUGGCCAGGAGAUCCCCAAGAGCCCGUUCAAUGUCAACAUCGCGGAGGCUCCGGCAGUUGCUCCUCCCCCAGGAGCUCCUCUGCAGAUAGCUCCUCAGUCAGUGCGCACCCCUCCUGGAGCGAAGGGUGCCCCUCCCUCAAAACCUGGCCGUCCAACCAUAAACCCCAACGCUUGCAGAGCUACUGGCAGAGGGCUCCAGCCUAAAGGCGUGAGAGUGAAAGAGGUGGCAGACUUCAAAGUUUUCACCAAAGGAGCUGGCAGCGGUGCCCUGAACGUCUCUGUCAAAGGACCAACUGGAGCCGAGGAACAAGUGAAAGUGCGAGACGCCGGGAAUGGAGUGUACGAGUGCGAGUAUUACCCCCUGAGUCCCGGUAAAUACACAGUGAGCAUCACCUGGGGAGGCCAGCCAAUCGUGCGCAGCCCCUUUGAAGUGGAGGUGGGAGACGAAGCGGGUUUUCAGAAGGUGAGGGCCUGGGGCCCGGGUCUGAAGACCGGCAUGGUGGGAAAAUCUGCUGAUUUUGUGGUCGAAGCCAUCGGCACUGAAGUUGGAACUCUGGGCUUCUCCAUUGAAGGCCCGUCGCAGGCUAAAAUCGAGUGCGACGACAAGGGCGACGGCUCCUGUGACGUGCGCUACUGGCCCACCGAGCCCGGCGAUUACGCCGUCCACGUCAUCUGCGACGACGAAGACAUCAAGGACAGCCCYUUCAUGGCUCACAUUCUUCCUGCUGUUAACGAUGUGUUCCCAGAAAAGGUUAAAGCCUACGGACCGGGCUUGCAGCCAACUGGGGUCAUUGUAAACAAACCCACCGAGUUCACCAUCGACGCCCGCAUGGCUGGRAAGGGUCACCUGAAGAUCUAUGCCCAGGACGCCGAAGGCUGCACCUUCAAUAUCAAGAUCUCCGACAGGGAAGACGGCACGUUCGUGUGUGUCUACACUCCUGUCAAACCCAUUAAACACACCAUCAUUAUCACCUGGGGGGAGGUCAACGUGCCCAACAGYCCCUUCAGGGUGCUGGUUGGAGAGGGCUGUCAUCCCGACAAAGUCAAGGUCUAUGGGCCCGGAGUGGAGAAGACGGGGCUCAAAGCGAACGAGCCGACGUACUUCACCGUGGACUGCAGCCAAGCCGGCCAAGGAGACAUCAGCAUCGGAAUCAAGUGCGCCCCGGGGGUGGUCGGGCCUGCAGAGGCCGACAUCGACUUUGACAUCAUCAAGAAUGACAAUGACACCUUCACUGUCAAAUACACUCCUCCCGGCCCGGGCCGGUACACAAUCAUGGUGCUGUUUGCUGACCAGGAAAUUCCUAUCAGUCCGUUCAAAGUGAAGGUGGACCCCUCCCACGACGCUGGCAAAGUGAGAGCGGAGGGUCCUGGACUCAACAAGACAGGUGUGGAAGUGGGCAAUCCGACCCACUUCACCGUCUACACAAAGGGAGCUGGGAAGGCCAAACCUGAGGUCCAUUUUGCAGCGUCAGGUCCCGGGGAGGCGGUUCGUGACUUUGAGAUAAUCGAUAACCACGAUUACUCCUACACUGUGAAGUACACAGCUCUUCAACAGGGUAACAUGGCUAUUUCCGUGACUCACGGAGGAGAUCCCAUCCCUAAAAGCCCCUUCCACAUCACGGUGGCACCAGCUUUGGAUAUCGGAAAAGUGAAAGUGGAAGGGCUAGAUACCAGUAUGCAUCUGAUUGAGGUCCUGUACGACGGCGCGCCCUCUCCUAAGAGUCCCUUCAGAGUGUUUGUGGUGGAAGGAUGCGAUCCAACCCGUGUGCGUGCGUUUGGACCGGGUCUGGAGGGAGGAAUAACCAACAGGCCCAACUGUUUCACCGUSGAAACCAGGGGUGCCGGCACAGGAGGCCUGGGUCUGACAAUCGAGGGAGCCUCAGAGGCCAAAAUAUCCUGCAAGGACAACAAAGAUGGCAGCUGCAGCGUUGAGUACGUGCCCUUCACUCCUGGAGACUAUGACGUAAAUAUCAACUACGGAGGCCAGCCGAUCCCCGGCAGUCCGUUCCGUGUGCCGGUGAAGGACCCRGUGGAUCCAACCAAGGUGAAAUGCUCCGGUCCAGGACUGGGCGCUGGAGUGAGGGCCCACGUUCCUCAGACUUUCACAGUAGACUGCACCCAGGCUGGACAGGCGCCACUGGAUGUCAAACUCUACGGACCCACAGGCACCGUGGAGCCGGUGGGUGUGAAGAAUAACGGCGAUGGCACCCACACAGUUCACUACACCCCAGCGCAGGAUGGCCCCUACACUGUAGCUGUUAAAUAUGCAGAUCAGGAAGUCCCACACAGCCCAUUCAAGGUAAUGUCUCAGCCUGGGCACGAUGCCAGCAAGGUCCGCGCCAGCGGCCCCGGUCUAGACACCAAAGGAGUGUCUGCCAGCCUGCCUGUUGAGUUUACGAUUGAUGCCCGGGAUGCUGGAGAGGGACUGCUCACUGUGCAGAUUCUGGAYCCAGAGGGCAAGCCGAAGAACGCCACCAUCCAGGACAACCGGGACGGGACCUACACCGUGUCCUACGUGCCUGACUCCACGGGUCCUUACACAAUCACCAUCAAGUAUGGAGGAGACGAGAUUCCCUACUCUCCGUAUCGGAUCCAGUCGCUUCCCACGGGAGACGCCAGCAAGUGCCGCCUCACGGUUUCAAUUGGCGGACAUGGAGUUUCAGCUCUCCAGAAGCUGCAGACCUCUGAGGACACRGUCAUCACGGUGGAUGCCAAGGCAGCCGGGAAAGGCAAGGUGACCUGCAAGGUGCUGACUCCGCAGGGGAUGGAGCUGGACAUGGACGUGGUGGAGAAUCACGACGGCACCUUUGACAUUUACUACACGGCCCCGGAACCUGGGAAGUAUGUGAUCACUAUCCGCUUUGGGGGGGAGAACAUCCCAAAGAGCCCCUUCCACGUGGUGGCCUCAAACGAGCCGGUGGUUCCCCGUGACCCCGUGGAUCCUCUCUUUCGUCCYGUUAACUUCCUGGUGCCGUUCACGCCGCAGCAGGGAGAGAUCACAGGAGAGGUGCGGAUGCCCUCAGGCAAGACGUCCCGCCCACACAUCACCGACAACAAAGACGGCACCAUCACCAUCAAGUACCAGCCCACGGAGAGGGGCCUGCAUGAGAUGGACAUCAAAUACGAUGGGAAUCACAUUCCAGGAAGCCCGCUGCAGUUCUUUGUGGACGCCGUGAACAGCGGAGUGGUGACCGCCUAUGGUCCAGGUCUGAGUUAUGGAAUGGUCAACAGAGCUGCCACSUUCACCGUGGUCACCAAAAACGCAGGAGAAGGUGGUCUGUCACUUGCGGUCGAGGGUCCCUCUAAAGCCGAGAUCACCUGCAAGGACAACAAAGACGGCACCUGCACCGUGUCCUACCUGCCCACAGCUCCGGGAGAUUACAACAUCAUCGUGAAGUUUGACAACAAGCACAUUCCCGGCAGCCCCUUCACCGCUAAGAUCACUGGGGACGACACCAUCACCAGAACGUCCCAGCUCAACGUCGGCACGGCAGCCGACGUGUCCCUGAAGAUCGCGGAGACUGAUCUGAGCUCCCUGACUGCCAGCAUCAGAGCGCCGUCAGGCAACGAGGAGCCCUGCCUGCUCAAACGGCUGCCCAACAGACACCUCGGCAUCUCUUUCACCCCGAAGGAGGUCGGCGAGCACGAGGUGAGCGUGAGGAAGAAUGGGAUGCACGUGGCCAACAGCCCUUUCAAAAUAAUGGUCGGCCAGUCGGAGAUCGGCGAAGCCAGCCGAGUGAAGGCCUUCGGGAAAGGCCUGGUCGAGGCGCACACUUUCGAAAUGGCCGAAUUCUUCGUGGACACGAGGAACGCUGGCUACGGGGGUUUGGCGCUGUCCAUCGAGGGUCCGAGCAAAGUGGACAUAAACUGCGAAGACGUGGAGGACGGGACGUGCAGGGUGACCUACUGCCCCACAGAACCUGGGAGCUACAUCGUCAACAUCAAGUUCGCUGAAAAGCACAUCCCAGGAAGUCCUUUCACAGUGAAGGUGACCGGAGAAGGGAGGAUUAAGGAGAGCAUUACCAGGAAGAGACAGGCUUCCUCCAUUGCCUCAGUGGGCAGCACUUGUGGCCUCAACCUCAAGAUCCCAGGAAACUGGUUCCAGAUGGUUUCCGCUCAGGAGAGGCUAACCAGGACGUUCACCCGCAGCAGCCACACAUACACUCGCACGGAGCGCACGGAGAUCAGCAAGACCCGCGGCGGGGAGACCAAGAGGGAGGUGCGCGUGGAGGAGAGCACCCAGGUGGGAGGAGGAGGCGGAGGGAGCCCCUUCAGAGACGUGUUCGGAGACUUUCUGGGCAGGGAGAGCCUCAGCAGCUUCGCCGGCAUCGCCGCCAGGCCCGAGCCAGCUGCCGAGAGCGGCUCGCAGGCCAUGACGGCGCAGGUGACGAGCCCCAGCGGGAAGACGGUGGACGCGGACAUCGUGGACGGAGGAAGCAGCACGUACAGCGUCCGCUUCAUCCCGCAGGAGAUCGGACCCCACACCGUGAACGUCAAGUACAGGGGCCAGCACGUGCCGGGCAGCCCCUUCCAGUUCACYGUGGGGCCGAUGGGCGAGGGYGGCGCCCACAAGGUCCGCGCRGGAGGUCCAGGCCUGGAGAGAGGCGUUGCCGGAGCGCCGUCCGAAUUCAGCAUCUGGACCCGCGAGGCCGGCGCCGGUGGCCUCUCCAUCGCCGUGGAAGGCCCCAGCAAGGCRGAGAUCUCCUUCGAGGACAGGAAAGACGGMUCCUGCGGCGUCUCGUACGUGGUGAAGGAGCCAGGUGACUACGAGGUGUCAAUCAAAUUCAACAACGAGCACAUCCCCGACAGCCCGUUCAUCGUUCCGAUCGCUACGCUGUCAGACGAGGCCCGCAGGCUCACUGUGACGAGCCUUCAGGAGAAGGACUUGAAAGUAAAUCAGGAGGCCUCCUUCAUGGUGCAGCGCAACGGGGCGCGAGGUGCGGUCGACGCCAAAGUUCACACGCCCUCCGGAUCAUCUGAGGAGUGCUACGUCAGCGAUCUGGACGGGGACAAAAGCGCAAUCCGUUUCAUUCCACGUGAGAACGGCGUUCACUCCAUCGACGUCAAGUUCAACGGGUGCCACAUUCCCGGAAGCCCCUUCAACGUGCGAGUGGGCGAUCCGGGUCUGAUCGCCGAUCCCGGGAUGGUGACGGCCCACGGAGCCGGGCUGCUGGGAGGAACCACAGGUGUGCCCUCGGAGUUCGUGGUCAACACCUGCAACGCCGGCUCCGGCGCUCUGUCGGUCAACAUCGACGGCCCUUCCAAGGUGAAGAUGGACUGUCGAGAGUGUCCAGAAGGCUACAGGAUCACUUACACGCCGAUGGCGCCCGGCAACUAUCUCAUCACCAUCAAAUACGGCGGACCGCAGCACAUAGUGGGCAGCCCCUUCAAAGCCAAAAUCACAGGCGCCCGGCUGUCAGGGGGACACAGCCUCCAUGAGACCUCCUCCGUUUUGGUCGAAACUGUCACCAAGACCUCCAAAGUCGGCGGCGCCUACAGCUCGUCUUCCUCCGCCACCUCAGCCAAACUGACGUGCGACGCCAGCAAGGUGGUUUGUCGCGGCGCGGGGCUGUCCAAGGCUUUGGUCGGGCAGAAAAAUAACUUCACUGUUGACUGCAGCAAAGCAGGUACCAACAUGCUUAUGGUGGGCGUGCACGGACCCCUGGCGCCGUGCGAGGAGGUUUACGUCAAACACAUGGGCAACAAGCUGUACAACGUCACCUACACCGUCAAGGACAAGGGCAGUUAUACCGUCAUCGUCAAAUGGGGCGACGAUAAUGUCCCUGGGAGCCCCUACAAAGUGACUGUACCUUAAAGAAAAAGAAAAAAAAACUGCCAAAUGCAAACCAUUUUCACUCCUCCGCUCCUUUCUGAUCAUCUGCGAAACAACGGUCAAGCUUCUUCGGGUCUUCAUGCGUGAAGCACAAGAAAAAUCUCUGCUUGCAGCUUUACUGGUGGUUGAAUAUCAAAUGUGCCAAAGUUUUUUUUGUUUGUUUGUUUAUUUCAUGUACUUCAGAAGUCGAGUAAUGCACUCGAAACGUAGCUGUGCAUCCGCAGGAAUGUAGCCGGUACAGACUUCCUUAGAUUGCUUGAGUGAAGCUUGUUUAAUAAAAUGUUCUCUGUCUCGACAAAAUGCAGCCGCUAAGAGACGCUGGAGUUAUCGAAGGUAUUAAAGUGUGAUGUUACGUGGUUUUUGUAUGGUUUAAGAAUGAAAGAUUGAUUUGUUGUUGUUGUUAUUAACCUUUUUUGGUAAGUCUCUGAAGACCUAAUAAAGAUUUGUUUACUAACUUUCCUGACAAA